Molecule: messenger RNA, 7940 nt
Organism: Orbicella faveolata
Lineage: Eukaryota; Metazoa; Cnidaria; Anthozoa; Scleractinia; Merulinidae
Product: E3 ubiquitin-protein ligase ubr3-like
Biological process (GO): protein ubiquitination; ubiquitin-dependent protein catabolic process via the N-end rule pathway
Cellular component (GO): ubiquitin ligase complex; cytoplasm
Molecular function (GO): zinc ion binding; ubiquitin protein ligase activity
Source: RefSeq, a predicted model, not a curated record
CCAGCCCUCGCUCGACUAUCGUCUAUCGUAGGCAUGAGCAGUAAGCGCCAGGCAACAAAAUGACACCAGAGAAAUAUGGCGGAUAAACAUUUCCCUGAAAAUUGCUCUGUUCGAGCGAAACAGAGCACCGCCGCGAAUUUUAAGGCUCACUGCCACACAGAAAAAGGACGAAAGGAGAUACAAAGCUUUCUAGAUGGCGUGCUUAGUCUGCAGCAUCCAUUCGACGCUGAAAGACAAGAUUGGUGUUUACGGCUCAUAGCCGGUGGAAGACCUCCAGAGGAAUUUAAAAAUGUGCUGAGGUCAUUUGACUCGCCAACAAUCUGCGGUCUGGUGUGGAAUAAGAACUUUGUGGCGUAUCGCUGUAGAGAUUGCGGUAUUUCUCCUUGUAUGUCGCUGUGUGCGGACUGCUUUCAUGCAGGAGAUCACGAAGGUCAUGAUUUCAAUAUGUUCAAAAGUCAAGCUGGGGGCGCCUGUGAUUGUGGCGAUGAAGACGUUAUGAAACCAGAAGGGUUUUGUCAACGUCAUGGCACAAAGGACACAGCUGUCUCCAGAACUCCUCCUCCAGAACUGUUAGCCAUGGCUAAGAUUGUUGUUCCAAGACUGUGUUUGAGACUUCAACAACAGUUAAAAGAGUUGGCUCCGUAUCUAAUAGAUCUAGUGGCUGAGGAUAUGAGUGAUGCAGAGACCCUUGUUAACUUUCUUGUACAGUUGUGUGACACAAAUACUAUGAAAACUGUAACAGCAGAGUCCUUAAUGAUGAAAAUAUUAGAUGUAGAAAGAAUAUUUGUUAAAGAAACAAGAUCGUCAUCUACAACUUCAGCAUCAUUUCACAGUACAACGCAUUCAUCAAUUGAUAGAAUGGACAGUUCAAGCUCUUUGUCAAGUGGCUUGUCAACUGAUAGUGUUGAUGACAUUGUUAACAGAACUUUUUUGGACUUUCUAAUGGACUUUGUGACACAGUUUGAAUUUCCACAGAAAAUAGUGACAUUUCUUCUUCAUCUUUUGCCAAGCGCCGCAUUUAAGGAAGCAUUUACCAGAGUAUUCUGCCAAAACUAUCAGAAGAUAGCCAAAGUGCUGGUGCUAAACAGCAGCUCUAACAGUGUUGACCAGUUGUCAAACCGUGUGGUGCAUGUCAGUGUGCAGUUGUUUAGUAACAAGUUCUUGGCCGAGAAAGUUGUGCGUGAGCAGAAUCUUCUUCACAUUAUGGUCAAGGUUCUGCAUGACAUGGCAAGGCCAACACUGGUGACUUUUAGGAGGGGAGACACAAUUUCAAAUCAUGUUGUGGUGAAUUGUGAGAGUCGUGCACUCAAGAACCAUUGCUAUUGGCCAAUAGUUAGUGACUUCAUCAAUGUUCUGUCACACAAGUCAAUAGCUGAGAUGUUCAUGCAGAACGAUGACCUCAUUAGGCAGUGGAUGAAGUUCAUUGAACACUUGACUGGGAUGAACGUAAACAGUCGCAGACUACUGUCUCAUAUUGAGUAUGAACCACAGACAUAUUGUGAGGCAUUUUAUGUGGAGCUGGAAGCUGCAUCGUCACCUCUGUGGAGCUUUGUUAAUGCAUGUACAGCACUGAAAAAUGUCCAGUGUGUUCAAAACAUGAUCAAGGGGAGUGUUGAGGCUCUUGAUAGAUGGUACAAGAAAGUUGAUAGCAAGCCCCAGCGAGGUGAGGUUACAUUUCAUCUUCCUCUUCAUAGGCAUCUUGCUGCUUUUAUUAGUCUGGCUGUAUCUCAGUUUGAUAUUCCUCUGGAGGAAGUCGUGCCCUCAAAUGAACUCCUCAGAAACAUUUGUGAAGAUCUGUUCCACAUUCAGGCUGCUAUUUGUGAAAUUCGUGCCGGUAGAUGGGUGCGCAAUGGUUCUCAGAUCAGAAGUCAAGUACAGCUAUAUAUCAAUUGCCAUUUCUGCAACUCAAUGCUGGAUUUGGAUAUUUUCCUGUUACAGGUGUGUGCAAUGUUUCUGGAUCCUGAAGUCUUCAUUGGCACAAUGAUCGAAAGGUUUGUUCACCAUGCCAUUAAUAUUUCUGUCUACAUAGAGUAUUGGUGGGUUGCGUCGAGAAUGUCAGAGAUCAUACACUCCUUCGCAUGCCAUGGAUGUUGGUUGUUACGUUACAGUAGUUGCCUUAACAUCGCUCACAUCCCAGAUAAACCAGGACAAUCGCAUAAUACACAGGAGUUUGAAAGGACUCUCAAUGAGUUGGCAGAUUACAGAGGCCCAAGCUUUGAGAGUGGAUCAAUGCAGCAGGGCAUGUAUGUCCCGAAAGAUAUUGUCUGGAAGAACGACUUUGAUUUUGUUCUUCUGUUGUUACGAGCUUUCCAUCGUCAAGAUGUACAGUCUGCUAUGCAGCGUUAUAAGUCCUAUGCUUGCAAGAAUGGCCAGCCUCAGAAAGGACAAUUAUGGCCGCCAUUCCUGCCUCUUAAACCACUGCCUGAGAAGUUUUGUGGAUUGACGAAGAUUCUCCACUCCAAUACACUGCAUGGGGUUUUGUUCUUCAUUUAUCACAAGGCCGUGGAGGACAUUAAUUCCUUAGCAGAUGUAGUACAUCUUGCUGUUUAUCUGACAAAGCUGGCGGUAAUGGCACAUCCUGAAACACCAAAUCUUCGCUCCGUGCCUUCUACCUGUAAAAGUGACGAGUCAAGGGAUAUUGGCUGCAUAAUAGUGGACCGCUGUAUUGACUUCCUUGACACUUACGGUAAGGAUGUACAAGAUCUGCACCAGAUCAAAACACAUCAAUGUUUGAGCAGAGAGCUGAUAUACAGAUUGCAACAAGACCCCUACGCUCCUCUUCACCCCGAGACAGACUCUUCUCAUCGCGUCUGCGCUGCUAUGGCGGACGCCCUCCACAAUCCACAUCUUAUGAAGCCUCCCCUGUUCGAGCCUUUCCUCCCAUUCAUGAAUGGCGUGCUCAACAGUGCCCUUCAGAACCAAAGUAGCAGCCAAGAGAAAAUAGCUCAGCUGCAACACAUUCAGUUCCUGAUAGAACAACAGCCAACUCACAGGCGAGAUCUUAUUACAAAACUCACCAGACAUCUUCUUAGGUGUGCGGUUCCUGCUGGCUGGCCAAAGACUAUAAGUGACCUGGGAUUCAGUUCAAGCAGCAUGGUAACAAAUGUUAGGCUUGUAGUACAAGCAGUACAAGAACCAAUGGACACCAGCGAAGGAAGUAGGAACGACUUCAAGAGCACAUCUUUAAGCUCGUCUGAACACCAGUCCUCUAAGACUGAUGUUAACGAUUCUGAACUGCUCUCCACUGAGGCAAGGGAUAGAAGAGGCUGGAGUAUAAAAGACAAAGCGUCAUUUCGAGGCUUGGUACAACAAUUCAUCAGUUUAACCAAUGCAUCAGAAGUUACCACCAUAAAACUUUUGAGGGCUUGCAGAGGAAACCUCGAAAUGGCCCUCAAUCUACACUUGGACAAAGAGGAGACGAUUCCUGACUUGGAGCAGGCUGUAGGUGAUGUAGCUAUGGAAACGAACUCCUGUGUGAUGACGUCAUGUGGAGGACCGCUGGAAACCCCUGACAAGUCGGAAGGCUCAAGCGCCUGCCCAGUAGAAGGAAUAAACGAGAGUAUUUUGAGUUUGUUGGUGAAGCUGAAGUCAGUCAUGACCAGUUCAACAACAUCGUCACCAGGAAGGAGCCCAGCGCAUGGUGACGAAAUUCAAUACCUGUCAGACCUGUUAGACGUGAUUGGUAAAUCUGGUCCUGAGAAUGCUGCUGCACUGCGCAAACUCCAACCAGCUGCUGAUCAGACAAGUACCAGUCCAUCCUCACCUGAUGGUGACAAUGACGAUUCUGUGGCCAGAACCAUGCGCAGGCGACAGCUUGCCAGGGAACGCCAGCAAAAGCUUUUAGCAGAGUUUGCAUCGAAACAGAAAAGUUUCAUGGAGAAAAACUUAAAGAAAGAUCCAGAUGCCCUAGACAAGACGGCUGUAGACGGUGCAAGCAGUGACACUACAGAAGAAUUGUUUGACUGUGUUAUUUGUGGACAAACAUCAACAUUCACGGAGGGCAGGCCAAUUGGACUGGUGGCUCUUCUACAACCAAGCGCAGUGCUUAAACACAGAGCUCUUCAUGUAAGGCACAAACAGCUUCCGCUAAGUCGCGAAGAAGAAGAGGCUCGUAUCAUUAACUGUGAAACAACGUUUAGGAACAGAUUUGAAGAUUUAAGAAGACGAUUUGACUUGAUUCCAAGUCUGGAAGCUUCUGCAAGUGGCACAGAGGGUGGAGUCCAUAUCCAGACUUGUGGCCAUCACCUUCAUGUAGACUGUCAGCAAACGUACCUUAAAUCUCUUCAGGAAGAAGAUGCGAAUCAGCUUCAUCUUCAUCAUCAACUGCAGCCUUACAAUCCAAGAAACGGAGAAUUCACUUGUCCUUUGUGUCGACAGCUUGGUAAUUGUGUACUUCCCAUUGUGCCCACGCAGAUUAUGCCAACUGGUAAAACGGCAUCUAAGAAUGCGCUGAAAACCCACAAAGAACAAACAAGCGAUCUUCACGCAGUCCUGAGGAAAUUCAAACUUCAUACUAUCACCAAACUAACAGCCAGUGCACUCAACUUCAAUGUGCUCGGUGCAGCAAUUAAGGCUGUGGUAGAAUCAGUGUCUGCACUUGACGGUGAAAAUCACAGGUGUUCAGCUGAGAAGAAGUUCAGUCUGCUUUACAGAAUGGCUAGGACAAAUUUAGAGCUGGAACAAGUGGACAAAGCGGCGAGGAAACUCUCAAGUCCGCGAAAGUCCUGUUUUGGUCCAGUGAUGCGCGCAUUCCAGUUUUAUUCCCAGACCCUCGUGGGUCCUUUACUGUCCGUGUGGUCAGAUCUGACUGGAACUGAUGACCUCAGAGAACCGUCACCCAGAGAUUGCCCCAAUCUCUGUGGCAUGGGGCGACUGGAAGUAUUCUACUCAAGUCCAUCGCAGGAUUACCCCUCCAGUAUUUUGUUUUGUCGCGCCAACAAUUGGGUGGUACGCUUUUACACUGCUGGUUGGAGAGAGAUUCCAAGUCUGGAAGCUUCUGCAAGUGGCACAGAGGGUGGAGUCCAUAUCCAGACUUGUGGCCAUCACCUUCAUGUAGACUGUCAGCAAACGUACCUUAAAUCUCUUCAGGAAGAAGAUGCGAAUCAGCUUCAUCUUCAUCAUCAACUGCAGCCUUACAAUCCAAGAAACGGAGAAUUCACUUGUCCUUUGUGUCGACAGCUUGGUAAUUGUGUACUUCCCAUUGUGCCCACGCAGAUUAUGCCAACUGGUAAAACGGCAUCUAAGAAUGCGCUGAAAACCCACAAAGAACAAACAAGCGAUCUUCACGCAGUCCUGAGGAAAUUCAAACUUCAUACUAUCACCAAACUAACAGCCAGUGCACUCAACUUCAAUGUGCUCGGUGCAGCAAUUAAGGCUGUGGUAGAAUCAGUGUCUGCACUUGACGGUGAAAAUCACAGGUGUUCAGCUGAGAAGAAGUUCAGUCUGCUUUACAGAAUGGCUAGGACAAAUUUAGAGCUGGAACAAGUGGACAAAGCGGCGAGGAAACUCUCAAGUCCGCGAAAGUCCUGUUUUGGUCCAGUGAUGCGCGCAUUCCAGUUUUAUUCCCAGACCCUCGUGGGUCCUUUACUGUCCGUGUGGUCAGAUCUGACUGGAACUGAUGACCUCAGAGAACCGUCACCCAGUGGAGCAAGCUCUUUUCAGGAGUGUCCUCUACUCUUGAGGGAUGCGCCGUCUCUGUUAAUCCACAUGAUAUUGUCAUGGCCAGCUGCUCUGUCAAAACGUGACUUCAAGUGCCUUGUGCAGCUUAUAUUCAACUUGGUGUUCACUCAGACUUUGGUUGACACUUGUUGCAAGUUUGUCGGUGAUGAGAAACUCUCGUGGCAAGACUUAGGAAGAAAAGCAGCUUCACAGGAACUUUCUCAGGGCACACUAUCAGCUGAUCUGUUGCUUGGUUAUGUUUGCCGCAUGCUCAGUAACAGCACCUUGAUCAAGGAGGAUCACCACACUGGAGGGAUCUCGCAAUCAGUAUGGUCUCCACACACUGUAGAGCGGUCCUUGCAGGACUCAUGUCUGGCGUUUCUUCGCUCAGCUUGCACCAUGGCUUCUCUCUGCUAUGACGUGGAAAUACCACAAGUUGAGGAGAGAGACGCAGAGUUUCGUGUACUGGCUUCGACUCUGGGUUUGUGCGAUCCAUCUACCACUAGUGCCGAGUCCUUUUCGUGCGUAAGCUGUCUACAGUGGCCUCAUUCUAAACCACGGAAAAUAAUUCGACAGUGGUGCGAAGGACUCUUGCUUUGUUUCAUGCAUAAGAAGGCCGCCUUAACCAGGGAACUUCUUCCCAACUUGGGUCAAUGGCCUCCUCCCAGACUUCUUCAACUUCCUGAGCGAUAUGAUAGUUUAAUUCAGCAUUACCGUAAGCGAAAGUGCACGAAGUGUGGUAGCGCUCCGGACGACCCUGCGGUAUGUCUGGUCUGCGGCAAAUUCACGUGUCUCCAGGGAUCGUGUUGCGUUGAUAGGAACGGCGCGAGGGACAAAUACGAGUGCAUACAGCAUGCCGUGAAUUGCGGGAGAGGGACUGGGAUCUUCUUAAUCGUACUGUCGUCAGUGAUCAUUAUAAUCAGAGCGGAACGCGUCUGCAUCUGGGGCUCAGUGUACCUCGACUGUUUUGGCGAGGAAGACCGGGAUCUAAGGCGAGGAAAGCCGCUGUUUUUGAGUCGCGAACGUUUCGACAGACUUGAAGAGCAGUGGCUUACACACAGCUUUGAUUACAUGUGUAAGAGAUGGAAGCGACACGAAAACACUCUGUAGAGGGACGACCGUAUGAUAUACCUCCGAUAAUAAUGAAAUCCGAGGCCAUCAAUUGCGUUUUAGCCUGUUUUUGGAAAGUUUUCUAAUGAACCCGUUGAAAUCAAUGACCUCUGGGACUGUUUCAAUAUUUAUAACAUUUUAAAGGAAAGAGCAACAGUGUUUUGGCAGAUAUGUAAAGUAGAAGUUGAAUAUUUUAUGUCGAAAUUCCGACUGCCAGAGAAGUGUUUGGUAGAGCUCGUAAAAUUCAACGCGGAGAAUGGGUAUUUACCUCUCGUUCAGUUUACGUGUUGUUUACAAAAAUAAGUACGUUUAUUUAUAUAUUUUUGUGCAAUAAUUAUUUUUGUGUAUUUCAGCAAUGGUAAGACACGCAUAGUGGUCUUGUGCAAAUACGAGAAUUUAUUGGUUCUCUCACAGUUGACUAUUCGCCGAUCGACCAUGCUCGACUGAUGUCUUUGAAAGCGAAAAUUGUAAUAUUAUUUUUGGGUUAAAGAACAACUAAAAAUGUAAGGUUGUUCUUGCUACCCUUGUUAGCGUCUACUAAAACUAGGGACGGUUAACAGUUUAAACCGUUCACUGUCAGAGACAAAGAUGUGUUUAUAUCACUCAUUCUGCUUCGAACUCAAUCUUCGGCACUGCCAUCCUAUUUUCACCCACUCGAUGCUGGGUUGAACAGCAACUGAUGUAAUUUAAACAAAGAAUGUAAAGCAGAAUUCCUGCUGUAAUGAACAAAUCACAAACGUAACCUUGUUAAGCUGUUUACAAGGGCUUUGCGUUGAACGAUUUAAGGCGGACACAGCAUUUUUGACUUGUAUCACCUUGACAAUAUUGUAUUGGUUUAAAAAUGCUUUGGGACAUUAAAUACGGAUAUAUUUUUUUGUGGGACUGAUAGAACUUGCUCUUUCGUAGACUUUCUAUUGGAUAUUCUAGGAGAAUUGUCAUCUUGACCAAUCUUUCAGUUGAAAGGCAACAACGUAUCAAACUGUUUAGAAGUUGAGCAAAAGUUUUCCAAAAGGUUUCGAGGUUUCUGGUGGUGGAAUCUCAUUUAGCUUGACCCGAAGUUGCUGUAAAACAGAAAAAUUAAAAAGAAGAUAUUUCGGCUGUGCAUUGGGACACUCGUCCCAAACACCGGCUGAAAAAAUAUGUGCACUGCGCAAUAAAAAAAAGUUAGCAUG